This is a messenger RNA of Penicillium samsonianum, 996 nucleotides long. RefSeq names its product putative proline utilization protein PrnX. Lineage: Eukaryota; Fungi; Ascomycota; Eurotiomycetes; Eurotiales; Aspergillaceae. The coding region runs from base 1 to 996 and encodes 331 amino acids. The transcript has a single exon. Gene Ontology annotation, cellular component: cytoplasm. The record is from RefSeq and is a predicted model, not a curated record.
AUGCCACAGCUUCAUCUCAGCACUCGGCAACGCCCUAAUCAGCAUAACCAGAGAAUCAAAUCCCUCAACCCCAGCAUCCGCCAAAAAAUCCACCAACCCCUCCGCACAGUCUUCAGCACAAGCAAUGACAACACCUGCAUCUUCAUGCCGGUAUCGGACACCGCAUCCACCGGCAUAAAAGUGGUAACAGCCAGUCCCACCGGAAUCCAAGGCGUAAUCAACAUCUUCAACCCAGAAGGCCGACUGCAGGGUCUCCUCGCCGCAGCAGAAGUAACAGCCUUCCGCACCGCGCUAGCAACAAUGACCCUCCUCGUGCGCUGCACGACCCUCCGCAAGGACAACGUGCUUGUUCUCGGCAGCGGUCGGCAGGCGGAGUGGCAUGCGCGUCUUGCGCUGUUGCUGUACCCGGAACAGGUCCGGCGCGUGACCUUUGUGAAUCGCGGUGCGAAGAGGCUGGUGGAGAUGGAGAGGGAUGUUAUUUCCGAGUUGCGUGGGACUUACCCCGGUGUUGGAUUUGAGACGCUUGCUAAAGAGGGUGUCGUCAAUUAUGAGCAGCGCCUAGGAGAGGAACUUGCGGCUGCGGAUGUUAUCUUUAGUUGUACGCCUGCUACAGUGCCGAAUUUUGGGUAUAAGGCGCUACAGACGAACCCCAAGCAGCGGUUUAUCUCGCUUAUUGGCUCGUACAAGCCGGAUAUGCAUGAGAUUGAUACUGAAACGCUGCUUUCUGGCGGUGGGAAGGUUUAUGUUGAUUCUAAGACGGCUUGUCUUGAGGAGGCUGGGGAGUUGAUUACUGCGGGUCUUGGGGAGGAACAGUUGAUUGAGAUGGGGGAUCUUUUGGGGGCGGAGGGGAUUGUGGAGGGGGCGGUCAAUGUUCCUGCUGGUUGUAAUGUUGUCUAUAAAUGUGUUGGUAUGGGGCUGAUGGAUCUUGUUGUUGGAAAGAAGGUGCUUGAUGUUGGGGUUGAGAUGGGGCUUGGGACUCAUGUUGAUGGGUUCUAA